AGGAACAUUUCACUGGGCGACACAGGUUACUGCCCAGAAAUAGAUUUUUUCUUUGUCAAAAUCCCUUAUUGAUACAUACUAGACUAAGUAGUACGAUCUAGGCAAGAAGGUAAUGUAGCUAUCUCUUACAGAACCCUCAAGCCGUCAAGGAUGCGGCGUUGUCAACCCUCAAGGUCUGGGGCGAAGGAUUUGGCAGGAACGUCAAGUCCAAGCAGCCCUACAUGCUGUCAGAGGAGCUGGCCUCGCUCAUCUAUCCCAACGCGAAGAGGUCGGCAGCGGUAGCGGCUGACUUGGCGGGCCCCAUCAUCGCCAGGAUCCGGGAGGAGACCCAGGCCCUGCCGGAAGACUCGAAGGGCUUCGGCGAAGAGGUGUUGGGAGACGUAGCGGUCAUGAACCUGGACCGCGAGCCCAUGGUUGUUGACAACCAGGGCAAAGAUGAAGAGGUCAUUCGUCCUGACAGUGUUGACGUCGUUUUCGAAGUCUGUGGCAACAAGGACGGCUUGCCUCAAGGUGUUAGAGCACUGCGGGUAGGCGGGACUUACGUCUUCAUCGGCCUUGUGCACAGAGAUUCCAGGAUGAACAUUUUGGCGCAGACCGUCAUCACGAAAUGCCUCACGUUAAUUGGUGUGCAUAACUACACGGGUAAGCACUUGGAAGAGGCCGUGAAGUUCCUCAGUCAGCAUCACGACAGGUAUCCAUUUUCCUCGCUGAUGAGACCAGUCUACCCGCUGACACAGUUCAGGAACGCCGUGGAAGCAGCAAAGUCUGGGCGCUUCUUCCGAGUGGGAAUAAAUCCGCAGUAGUCAUAAAUCUGAGUGGAAGUAAAUAGUCUUGAAUUAUUGUUAUUAUAUCAUUACUAAAUCAGAGUAUUAUAUAUAAAUAUCACAUAUAAUAAAACUUUAAUACAU
This is a messenger RNA of Macrobrachium nipponense, 908 nucleotides long. RefSeq lists its product as uncharacterized. NCBI's taxonomy places the organism in Eukaryota, Metazoa, Arthropoda, Malacostraca, Decapoda, Palaemonidae. The transcript has 5 exons. The record is from RefSeq and is a predicted model, not a curated record. The coding region runs from base 222 to 803 and encodes 193 amino acids.